This is a messenger RNA of Neltuma alba, 2597 nucleotides long. RefSeq names its product potassium transporter 6-like. Bases 210 to 2528 code for a protein of 772 amino acids. The transcript is spliced from 8 exons. The record is from RefSeq and is a predicted model, not a curated record. Lineage: Eukaryota; Viridiplantae; Streptophyta; Magnoliopsida; Fabales; Fabaceae. Gene Ontology annotation, biological process: potassium ion transmembrane transport. Gene Ontology annotation, cellular component: membrane. Gene Ontology annotation, molecular function: potassium ion transmembrane transporter activity.
AUGGAAAGUCGCCACCUUUACAGAAUUCGAAAAAUUCGAGAUACAUAAUUAAAAAGGAUAGUCUUUUUUUUUGUCAAUAUAUUAAUGCCCAAUUCUUUUAUACCUUAGCUGUCAAGCUUGCGGUGGUGUUUCUCAUUUCUGCAAUUGAGUCUCCACAAAGCUUGUGUUUUCAGUAAAAUGGCUCUAAUUGAUUUCUAAAAGCAUUUACUAUGGAUCUGGACUGUGGGAUUCGUGAAAACUCUGCUACGAGACUACCAUGGAAGACGGUUCUGACUCUGGCAUAUCAGAGCCUUGGAGUUGUCUAUGGAGAUUUAAGCAUUUCACCACUGUACGUUUACAGAAGCACAUUUGCUGAACCUAUCGCCCUCACAGAGAAUAACGAAGAGAUUUAUGGUGUUUUCUCUUUGGUUUUCUGGGCUCUUACACUGAUUCCUUUAAUCAAAUACGUGUUUAUUGUGCUCAAAGCUGACGAUAAUGGAGAAGGAGGCACAUUUGCUCUAUACUCUUUGCUGUGUCGCCAUGCCCGAGUCAGCUCGCUGCACAAUCGACAAUUGGCAGACGAAGAGCUCUCAGGGUACAAGAAGGGAUAUUGUAAUGUAACACCAGAAAGGUGCUUUGCCUCGAGGAUGAAGAUGGCUUUGGAGAAGCAUAAGGUUUUGCAGAAGAUUUUGCUGGUUCUGGCUUUGAUUGGGACUAGCAUGGUGAUUGGUGAUGGGGUCGUCACGCCAUCUCUUUCUGUGCUGUCUGCUGUGUCUGGUGUUGAGCUUUCAAUGUCCAAGGAGCAUCACCGAUAUGUAGAAGUCCCCGCUGCAUGCGUCAUACUGAUAUGCUUGUUUGCUCUUCAACAUUAUGGCACUCACAGGGUUGGCUUCUUGUUCGCUCCAAUAAUUUUCACAUGGCUUUUCUCCAUCGGUGCUAUUGGUGUUUAUAAUAUAUUUUACUGGAAUCCUCAAGUGUAUGUAGCGCUCUCUCCAUAUUAUGUUUGCCGAUUUUUGAGGAAAACUCGAGGAGCAAAAUGGGUGUCCCUUGGUGGAAUUUUGUUGUGCAUAACAGGAUCUGAAGCUAUGUUUGCUGAUCUCGGCCACUUUUCACAAUUAUCAAUCAAGCUGGCAUUCACCUCUGUGGUUUAUCCAUCUAUAGUUCUUGCAUAUAUGGGGCAUGCUGCUUAUCUAUCUAAACAUCACAACAUCAUCCACAGCUAUCACUUUGGGUUUUACGCAUCUGUGCCAGAUAAACUGAGAUGGCCUGUUCUGGUAAUAGCCAUACUUGCUGCAGUUGUGGGAAGCCAAGCUAUCAUCACUGCAACUUUCUCAAUUAUCAAGCAAUGCGUGGCAUUAAGCUGCUUCCCGAGAGUUAAAGUGGUACACACGUCAUCCACAAUUCACGGCCAAAUAUAUAUCCCCGAGAUCAACUGGCUAUUGAUGUUAUUGUGCUUGGCUGUAACUAUCGGAUUCAGGAACACCAAGCACUUGGGCAAUGCAGCAGGUUUGGCAGUUAUAACAGUUAUGCUGGUCACCACUAUUUUGAUGUCACUGGUUAUAGCAGUGUGCUGGAAGCAGAGAUUUAUACUUGCUUUUGGUUUUGUUGCUAUAUUUGGCACCAUUGAGGCUGUCUUCUUCUCAGCUUCUCUUGUCAAGUUCCUUGAAGGAGCAUGGGUUUCAAUUGCUCUGGCCUUUGUAUUUCUCACUGUCAUGUAUAUCUGGCACUAUGGCACCCUCAAGAAGUAUGAAUUUGAUGUCCAAAACAAAGUCUCCAUCAACUGGCUCCUCAGCCUAAGUCCCAGCAUAGGCAUUGUCCGGGUUCCUGGGAUCAGUCUAAUUCAGACCGAUCUUGUUUCUGGAAUCCCUGCUAUCUUCUCCCACUUUGUGACCAACCUUCCAGCAUUCCACCGAGUCCUAGUCUUCCUCUGCAUCAAACAUGUGCCAGUUCCUCAUGUCUCCCCCAAGGAACGCUUCCUAGUAGGCCGAAUAGGGCCAAGACAGUUCAGACUCUACCGAUGCAUAGUGCGCUAUGGCUACCGCAAUGUCCACAAAGAUGACUUGGAGUUCGAGAAUGAUCUCGUGUGCAGCAUAGCAGAGUUCAUCCGCACAGGAAACAGUAGUCCUGAGUUCAACACUGCUUCUCCAAGCCAAGAGCCUGAACAAACUCAGAAAAUGACAGUUGUAGGGACAUGCUCCACACAUACCAUAACAAUGAGCGAGGGCACUAAUAAUCAAAAUCACACGGACUUAGCUGAGACUUCGGAGAUCCAACCCAGGAAGAGGGUGAGAUUUGUAGUACCAGAGAGUCCGGGGAUUGAUGAUGAAGCUAGAGAAGAACUAGAUGAGCUCAUGGAAGCGAGAGAAGCUGGAGUGGUUUACAUUACGGGGCAAUAUUAUAUGAGAGCUAAGGGAGGGUCUAGUUUGCUGAAGAAGUUAGUGAUCAAUGUUGGGUAUGAAUUCUUGAGGAAGAACACUAGGGCAGCUCCUUAUGUCCCUGACAUGCCUCAUGCAUCAUCUUUGGAAGUUGGAAUGGUAUACCAAGUUUGAAAUCUGGGUUUCACAAACCCAAAUAGUAUGUUGUAUAGGUUAUAAGAUAUAAAUUCGUGAUUACACCCA